Hevea brasiliensis (rubber tree) is the source of this 1984-nucleotide messenger RNA. Its product is annotated as disease resistance protein RUN1. The coding region runs from base 329 to 1972 and encodes 547 amino acids. The transcript is spliced from 2 exons. Gene Ontology annotation, biological process: defense response; signal transduction. The record is from RefSeq and is a predicted model, not a curated record. Gene Ontology annotation, molecular function: ADP binding. Lineage: Eukaryota; Viridiplantae; Streptophyta; Magnoliopsida; Malpighiales; Euphorbiaceae.
CACUCUACUCUACUGUUUUGCAUUUACUUUGUGUGGACUAAAUAAAGCUAUACGAUCCUUCCUGGAAGGCGAUUCUGAUGUUGACGAAAUGAUUCUACAUAAUUAUCACAUACUUUGUUGACUAAAUGCUAGUCAUUCCUUUUUGUCCAUUAGUAAUAUGUUCCUUCCUAGAAGAAUAUUAUGGUGUUUUUGGUCAUCUUCAUCUUCUUUCUUUUUUAGUUCUUCCUUUACUUCUUCAUUUGUUCACAAAUUUCUUGUAUCAGACUAGAUUACCCAAAUAUUCAUCUCUAGUAUUUUGCUUUCUCUACCUUCUUCAAACUCAGUUAUCAUGGCUUCUACAUCUUCAUCAGCCCCUCCCUGCAAGUACGAUGUUUUUAUUAGUUUUAGAGGCAAAGAUACCCGUUAUGGUAUUCUCUCCCAUCUCUUUGAAGCUUUGCAGGGAAAGCAAAUCAAUGCCUUCUUGGAUGAAGAACUUCGUAAAGGAGAAGAGAUCUCACCAGCUCUCUUGAAAAUAAUCCAAGAAUCCAGUGUCUCAAUAGUCAUUUUCUCUGAAAAUUAUGCAGAUUCUGCAUGGUGCUUGGAUGAGCUUGUUGAGAUACUUAAAUGCAGGGAAGAAUCAGGACAAAUAGUCCUACCAGUUUUUUACAAAGUAGAUCCCACUGAGGUUCAAGACCUGACAGGGAAUUUCGGGAAGGCACUUGCUAUGCAUGGAGAAAAAGGCAAUUCACAGAAGGUGGACAGCUGGAAGCGUGCUUUGAUGGAAGUAAGCAACUUUGCAGGAUGGGAUUUACAGGAAAUCAAAUAUGAGGCCAAAUUAGUUGAGGGAAUUGUCAAUGAUGUUUUGAACAAAUUUAGUGAUAUGUCUAAAGGUGAUGAUUCUUAUGAUCUCAACUUGAUUGGAAUUAAACUGCGUGUGGAAGAAGUGGAACGGUUGUUAAAUGAGAAGCAGAUUGUAGGAAUUUGGGGGAUGGGAGGCAUUGGUAAAACAACUAUUGCACAAGAAGUAUUUCAUCGAAACAAGAAUAAAUUUGAUGGUCAUUGUUUCGUUGAAAAUGUUAGGGAAACAAUGACAAAGCAAUCAUCAAAUUCAGUGCGAGUCAAAAUCAUUCAACAAUUAUUAAGGGACAAACAUGUAGACAGUUUGAAUGAUUCUACUAGGAGAAGGCUUAAGAGUAAGAAGGUAUUGAUUGUUUUUGAUGAUGUAGAGGAUCGAAACCAUUUAAAAGAUUUAGCAGGAGAGUGUGAUUUGUAUGGUGAGGGAAGUAGAAUCAUCAUAACUAGUAGAGAUUCACACGUACUUAAUUCUGAUUUUUCAGAGAAAGGCGUAUAUGAGGUUGAGAAGUUAAUUGAUUCUCAAAGUAUGGAACUCUUUAGCUUGCAUGCCUUCAACCAAAAUCUUCCUAAGGAAAAAUAUUUGGAGCUAUCAAAGAAGGUGACAAUCUAUGCUAGAGGCAAUCCACUUGCUCUUAAAGUUUUGGGAUCUCAUUUAUUUCGCAGGACGAUAAAAGAAUGGGAAAGUGAAUUGGAAAAAUUGGAAGGCAAAUCUCUUAAGAAAAUUCAAGAUGUUUUGAAAACAAGUUAUGAUGGGCUAGAAAAGAGUGAACAGGAAAUAUUUCUUGAUAUUGCAUGUUUCUUCAAAGGGGAAGAUAAAGAUGAGGUUGAGAGAAAAUUAAAAGCAUGUGGUUUCUAUCCAGAAAGUGGAAUACCUCGUCUAAUUGAGAAAUCUCUUAUAACUAUUUCAAACGGUGCGGUAGAUAUGCAUGACUUGUUAGAGCAAAUGGGCAAGGAUAUUGUUAAUGAGGAAUGCAAACAGCUUGGAAGGCGCAGCAGGUUGUGGAAUUAUGAAGAUAUUAAUCAUGUAUUGAUAACAGAAACGGUGAGGACCAAAUUAAUCACUGAAGCUUUGAUCAUUAUCAUAUUUGAAUUUUGUAAGAAUUGUAGAUCUCGUGACGAAUUAAGUAUUAAUCAAUAAUCCUUUUUGCUG